This is a messenger RNA of Gekko japonicus, 1416 nucleotides long. It is a transcript of the gene MKKS, whose product is annotated as McKusick-Kaufman syndrome. Gene Ontology annotation, molecular function: ATP binding. Gene Ontology annotation, cellular component: cytoplasm; nucleus; kinociliary basal body. NCBI's taxonomy places the organism in Eukaryota, Metazoa, Chordata, Lepidosauria, Squamata, Gekkonidae. The transcript is spliced from 3 exons. Gene Ontology annotation, biological process: chaperone-mediated protein complex assembly; protein folding; intracellular transport. The record is from RefSeq and is a predicted model, not a curated record. The annotation marks the transcript as partial.
CCCCGUCGGCGUGUCUGCCGUUGACUGCAAAAUGCACGGACUCGCGGUGUGCAAUUUCUGGCUCUCGGUCAUUAAAUGUAUUUUUUUGAAAGUGAACUAGAACUCGCACUGGGCUGGCGUCUUUUUCUUGGAAAGAUGUCCCGUGUCGACGCCAAAAAGCUUUCCUUGUGUACGAGGGAACCCUUAAGUCAGGAGACGGUCGGCCACUCCCUGGCGGCGUUCAGCCACAUAGUGAGGUCCUGCUACGGCCCUACCGGGCGGCUGAAACACCUCCACAACGGCCUGGGCGGCUACGUCCGCACCACGUCCCACUCCUCGGCCUUGCUGGGUUCCCUUUGCGUCGCCCACCCCGUGUUGAAGCUCCUGACAGCCGCCGUGCAGAACCACGUCUCUCGCUUUGGAGACGGCGGGUUGUUCACGGCUGCUCUGUGCUGCAGCCUGCUGGGGAAAUUGAGAGACCUCAACAUGCCGUCUUGCACAGGGGUCGCCAUAUGCCGGCGCCUUUCAAGCCAGUGCGUCGACUACCUCGCUUCCGAAGCGUGCGGCUGUAAGAUGCCGGUGGACUUUAGCCGUUCUAAGAUUCUCCUCGAUCUGGUCCGUAGCGUAUUAACCAGCAAGUGCGGGUGCAUGCUGAGCAGGGAGGAAGCCGGUCACGUCGGUACGUUGGUCUUGAAGGCCUUUCUGCUCACGGUUCCGCAGAAUGCUGCAACGGGUGUCACUGGAUUCGGGAGAUGUUUCUAUGUAUCCAUGAAAGAUAAGAGAGUUCUGGAUUCCAGUGUCUGUUCCGGGCUCCUGAUUGAAACACCCGAAUUCCACCUGACAAGAAUGCUUCCUGGCGGAAGGACGACUUCGAGCCCCAUCAGAACGGCCCUCUUCUCCGUGUCUCUGUCCGGAGACGUUUGUGAGACUGGUGAAGGAGCCGUCAUCGUCCACCGCGGGGUUUCCCUAGAAGCAGCAGUCCUGGAUCAGCUGCUUAGAUUGGGCCAGCGGAUGGUCAAGGAUGGGGUGGGCCUGGUGAUUUGCCAGAAGGUCAUCCACCCGGCCUUGAAACAGUACUUGAAGGAAAACCAAGUGGUUGCCGUGGAAAGAGUUGGUGUAGCCAUGAUGGAGUCCCUGAAGGAAAUGACAGGAUCCCAGGCAAUUGCGUCUCUACAGCUCCUCUCCCCUGCUCCCUACGGCAGCCUGAAGGACUUGCGGACUCAGCAUUUCGCUCCCAAGUGGUUCUUGCAUCUGAUUCCCGAAGACUCGGCCAUCUGCAGUCUGGUGCUUUGUAACAGGAAUGAGACUGCGUGGGAGGAACUAAAGCUUGCCUGUCAAACAGCAGAGCGUGUUUUGCAACUAACAGUCAAGGAUCCCUGGGUCUUAUUGGGAGGCGGCUGCACGGAGACUCACCUGUCCUCGUACCUACGGCACCAG